AUGGUAAGCUCAUCAAGCGAUUCCCCGCAGAAACUGCACUCGAAAAACGAGCAGAAAACGAGACUUACAAAGUACAAGAGCGAGAGAUGCGAGUUAGGGGGUCGGGUUCGGUUGAACUGGACGCGUGACGAGCCCCUGUCGAUGCGCAAAGCCUGCGAUAGCUCGUCGAUGUUGCUAGCAUAUCCUCCGAGUCGCGUGCCAUCACCCCGAGCAAGGCCCCUUGUUCUCUUUUCCAAUGCUCGUAGCGUUUCACAAGAUAUAGGGUCUCUGGCCCAGACCUGCCGACGGAGCUGCAACUCUUUGGGAGCUCAGCAAUCUCCAUUCUCGGCUCCCGUCGCGCCUAGCCUCUUGGUGCGAUUCUACUCCGUCCUGGACUACUAUGAACGCUUGUGCCUUGUCAGAACCUGUCUGCCGCCACAUUUCUGGCACCCAUCACCCCCUCUCCUGGCAUAUAGCCAAUUUAGCCAGGGACGCCAUCAUACAUCACCACAGGCUCUCUCUCGCACUCACUCGACAAAAGCUUCUUUCCAUUCUAUCCUGCGACACACCUCUCCCGAACAAAGUCAAAUUCCAUUCAACCGCAUCCCGAAAGCGCCCAAAGUCAGGGAUAAUUUUCGACACACCGGAGAUGGCCAGUGUCCGUUCAGGCGACUACCUCAAGCCGAUACUCGCGUUGUCAAACGCCCGUCCCAUCAAAAAAGGCUCGCUCACUCGUCUUCGCUCGCCCCCCCAUUUAUCACUCACUCCCACGUGUCACUCAGUCCCUUCGAAGCAUACGCCGUUGCUAAGUAUCGAUUCCGUUUCCACGUGGGAAUUCGAAUCCCAAAGUACGCAUCCCUAAAUACACCGGACAGUUUUCACAAGUCGUCGUCGCCGUCCGACGUCCUCUUUGUGUCCGUGCUCCCGAGAGAGUGCCAUGUCCACCUGAAACUCGUUAACCCAUGCGGAAAUGGGCAAAUUUUGCAAGCCCCACUUAGCUACACCCAGCACAUGGGCAUCUCGGGCCUAAAUCUCGAUCCUUAUUCCUCCUCGGUUCAGCCGGCUGCUGUUCCCGACUUCCAACCCCCACUUUCGACAGCUUCCCGGCCAACAUGCACGGUUCAACGGCAAAUCAGUUUUUCAUUGUUACAAGGUAGGUCGUACGAUACUCAUGAACGAGAAGUACAACGUGGUAAGGCAGAAAAUCCAAAAGCAAACCAAGCCUACGGACUGCUCGUUACUUUUGCCUUGUAG
Messenger RNA from Acaulospora colombiana, 1233 nucleotides. NCBI's taxonomy places the organism in Eukaryota, Fungi, Glomeromycota, Glomeromycetes, Diversisporales, Acaulosporaceae. The record is from the annotation of a GenBank genome assembly.